Messenger RNA from Callithrix jacchus (white-tufted-ear marmoset), 498 nucleotides. It is a transcript of the gene S100P, whose product is annotated as S100 calcium binding protein P. Lineage: Eukaryota; Metazoa; Chordata; Mammalia; Primates; Cebidae. Gene Ontology annotation, cellular component: cytoplasm; extracellular exosome. The record is from RefSeq and is a predicted model, not a curated record. Gene Ontology annotation, biological process: endothelial cell migration. Gene Ontology annotation, molecular function: calcium-dependent protein binding; transition metal ion binding; calcium ion binding.
AAUAUGAGGCCGCCUUAUAAAGCACCAAGAGGCCGCCAGGGGGACAUUUCUCAGCCCUGCCAGCCCCCGGGAGGAAGGUGGGUCUGAACCCGGCACCAUGACGGAACUGGAGACAGCCAUGGGCAUGAUCAUAGACGUAUUUUCCCGCUAUUCGAGCAGCGAGGGCAGCACGCAGACCCUGACCAAGGUGGAGCUCAAGGCGCUGAUGGAGAAGGAGCUCCCGGGCUUCCUGCAGAGCGGAAGGGACAAGGAUGCUGUGGAUAAACUGCUCAGGGACCUGGAUGCCAACGGAGAUGCCCAGGUGGACUUCAGCGAGUUCAUCGUGUUCGUGGCUGCAAUCACGUCUGCCUGUCACAAGUACUUUGAAAAGGCAGGACUCAAAUGAUGCCCUGGAGAUGCAGAUUCCUGGCAGAGGCUUCCCAAAAGGGUUUGUUGGCAAUUACUCCACUCAGCGGAGCCUGCUUAUGUCCCUCUGAUUAAUAAAUGCUCACGAAAUGA